GUUACACCUUCAUCAAAAUGAUAGCUGACCCGGUUCGGGUCCAACCCGAAAGACCCCUACGAGAUUUGCUAUUUAGGUCGGCGCUAUUACCGGAGUUCUGUCAUAAUGGAAACCACCGGCAGUGUGCGUAAUUGUUGUGACAGAGACACAACUGGUCCCAUUCACUGAAACAGCAAAAAACUCGGAGCAGCUGCCGAUAAAUACGAAUGGACAUAUUCUUGGAACCGGAUAUCCAGAAGGUCAGCUGUUCGAACCAGUGGGUGACAUUUGUAUGACGGUGAGAUGAGCGAGUCUGAACUUCAGCCUAAUCACGAAACGACGGUAUCGUUACCGAUAUGAUGUCGUACUGAAGAGCACUGCAGGCGGUUAAAAGGAUGGAAAGGUGAAGGACGCGUCCCUUUGAGUUUUUCUUAACCAACUGCGGAGCGACAGUGCUUUGUGGAAAAUGACACCCAUUCUUCUACAUGUGAUUUUUAUGCUGUGUGGAGGUCAUAUACUUCAUGCAGGGGCAAAUACAACCCACUGCCUUCAUUCAUCCCACUUCAAAAUUGAUUUUAAAGAGAAUCGGCCUUCCGCCCCCAUCAACGUGUCCAUCACACACCUGCGAGCUGACUCGGCGACCGUGUCUUGGAACAUUGUGGAUGGAGAUGUUGUCAUUGGUUAUGCUAUCUCACAGCAGAGGCAGGAUGGCUUGGCACAGAGGUUCAUCAGAGAGGUGAACACCAGCAGCCGGGCUUGUGUGCUCUGGAACCUGGAUGAGGAUACUGAUUACAUCAUUCAGGUCCAGUCCAUUGGCCUGCAUGGCGAGAGCCAAGCAAGCAAGAGGAUCCAUUUCAGAACACUAGAGGAGUCGGAUCGCUUUCAGUCAAGCCUAAUGGACCAAGAUGACCCUUCAGUGGAGGGCCUGGACAUGUCCAGACAGCUGCAGACUGGAGAGAUGGUCAUUAUUAUGACAGUACUAAUCAUGUGGGCAGCUGUCAUAGCACUGUUCUGUAGGCAGUAUGACAUCAUCAAAGACAAUGACUCCAACAACCACAGCAAAGAGAAGGCCAAGCCCCCCUCAGAGCACAGUACUCCCGAGUACCACAAUGGAGGCUUAUUAGGCAGUAAGUUUCAAAGAACCACAUCAUCAAUUAGUAUCAUCAAGGUCUGACCCAGGCCUCCACUAGGCCAGGGUUCUAGCUUAGCUCCUACCUCUACAUUAGACCUCCAACUGACUUGAGCAACCACUUUUCGUACCAGGCUCUGACCCUGGCUACUACUAGCCACUUACCUGUCCCAGCCCCAGAGGUGUGGCUCAGACACCUGCUUGGCACAUGACCCUGUCACCUCACACAACGGCUCCAGUGUCCUCCCACCUGACCAGGCCUCCUCUGACAUGACCCCUGGAGCUAUGUGAUCCUGCAGGCUACUCUUAGUCAAGCAAGGAAGGGAUCGCCUGAUCCUGAUUCCCACCUGACCCAACAGCACUGGCUUGGCCCUUCCUGACCCCGUGCACAAUCCCGAUCAGUUCUUGAAUCAGCUGAGCCAAACCCCUCCCACGAAAACUGGUGUGACCUUCUUGCCUGGGCAGAGUGCCACCUUAUCUGGCCACUCAACUGCACGGCACUUUUAUCUGGCUCAUCACAUUUUUUCAUAAUAUGACUACUUAGGUUGCCUCAAGGCACACAGAACUGGGUUUGGGUGUCAUGUCAUGGAUGCAUCUAGCUGUGAACAGAGACAUCUGAAGACAUUUGAGUAGCCCACAUGGACCCCACUUGAAUUCCAAGUGGACCUACUUGUGUGUGUGUGUGUGUGUGUGUGUGUGUGUGUGUGUGUGUGUGUGUUUGUGUGUGUGUGUGUGUGUGUGUGUGUGUGUGUGUGUGUGUGUGUGUGUGUGUGACUUAUUUUCGAUCACACUCUGUAUAUUGUUAUGUGGAGAGUAGAGUAGGCAAAGGAAACUACUUAUGUGUGUGUUAAUGAAACUAUGGAGAAAACUGCCAGAAUUCAUAUUUGCAUUAAAACACUGUCUGAUGAAUGGAUUGAGAUGUGCCUGUCAGAAAAUUGGGACUUAUAUGCUAAAAUGGGCAUUUUCAGAGAAACACUGUUGAUGUUUUUGAUGUUUACUAGAGAACAGAAUAGUUAAACCUACUGUCUUAACAUUGAUAAUCCAGAUGGUUAAUUUAGGCUAGGCCUAUGUUACAGAUUUCAUUAAAGAUGUGGGGUAAACAACCUUUUUAAGUAUGUUGCACUUGUUCUGUACACACUAAAAGGACCUCUGGACAGUGGGACUUAUUUUACCCAUGUGGACAUACAGUAAGGUCCACUAGUCACCACUUAAGGAAGUAAAAAGGAGGCCUAGAAGUAGUGUGUUUUGUUUUGUUUUUACAAUAAGACCUUGUACCUCUGGCAUUGCCUAGGCAAGUGAUAUUUUCAGGUCCUAAAAUGUACAUGCAAAAGUGUUAAUAAAUAAUAAGCUACUUAUAUAAUAAGUAUAUAAGUAUAGAAUAACAGUCUUUCAUGGACAUAGGCUACUUGUAUUAUUUUCACUCGCUUGGGGCUCCCAUACUAGGCUACCUAUGGAAAUAGGCAGGUUAAAUGACACAAAGUGCUUUUAAAAUAUAUUUUUAAAUUAUGUAUCUCAUUAUAAUCACAGUUUGUAUUGCUAUGUUGUUUAUUGAGUUAUAAAAUAAAGUCUUUGAGCU
Molecule: messenger RNA, 2684 nt
Organism: Alosa sapidissima (American shad)
Lineage: Eukaryota; Metazoa; Chordata; Actinopteri; Clupeiformes; Clupeidae
Gene: fndc4b
Product: fibronectin type III domain containing 4b
Exons: 7
Coding region: 446-1153 (235 amino acids)
Molecular function (GO): protein binding
Source: RefSeq, a predicted model, not a curated record